AUUGGUAUGAUGUAUGGAAGCGAGCAUCUUGUUCCAGGAUGAGGUAGGAUGGGUGGUGUCGGAGGGUAGAGCUGAUCUAAUCUAAUCAUAGAAUCUGCUACAGCAUUCCCGGCACAAUUAAGAUGGUAUGCUUUAAUUAGAUGAAAGGAAACUUGGAACUGAGGAAACCUGCAUUGGAACCUGCAUUAGUUAUUGAAGAUUGGCUACGGAGGCUCGGUCACUGAGUAUGUUCAAGACAGACAUGAAUAUUUUUCAUUGAUGUGAGGACCAAACUGAAGAAAAAAUGACCUUCACCUUACCUUCACCAAUCUACCUAAUGCAGCUGCAUCUUCCCUUGACAGCAUUGAAAGGGCACUAGAACCUCGACCGGGGGGAGAGAGAGAUGACUCCAGAUACAACAACUGCUGAACGGGAUAGACAGAGGGGAGCUUUCUGGAGGUAUUCUUUGCAUCCAGCUGUGUUGUAUUACACCUCGACUGCCUAAGACUGUCCACUAUCAUUGUCUGUGUUGACUAAAGCUGCGUUAGAAAGAGACCCAGGAGAAAACAUUUUGAACCGCUGCGAAGGAACAGACAAUGCGUUCUGAUCCUCCCCGUUCUCCGGCUAAUGCAUCCCCAAAUCCCAAGUGUCCUACAAAAAGAAGGAGGAUUCCUUUCCAUAGCAUGUUUCAUGGCAAAUCCAAAGGAAAACAGAAGCAGGAAGUGUCUGUCUCCAGCAUCGAGAGCAUCCAUGUAGAAGUGGCAGAGACCGAAAAAAAACUACACGUGUCUGACAGUAGGACAACCUUGACAUCUUCAGAUUCAGCAAAGAAGGCAUCGUCUGGUUUUCUAGAAUGUCCUCUCUGCUUGGUGCGCCACCCAUUCGAGAAUGUGCCCAAAAUUAUGACAUGUCAUCACCGUUCCUGCCUUGACUGUUUGCGCCAGUACCUGCGGAUUGAAAUUACUGAAAGUCGCGUGAACAUUAGUUGCCCUGAAUGCUCAGAACGGUUGAAUCCACAUGAUAUUCGAAUGAUACUGAAUGACCAGGCACUGAUGGAGAAGUAUGAAGAGUUCAUGUUACGUCGAUACUUGGCUUCAGACCCUGACUGUCGAUGGUGUCCUGCACCAGACUGUGGGUAUGCUGUGAUCGCUUAUGGAUGUGCAUGCUGCCCAAAGAUCUCCUGUGGGCGGGAUGGCUGUGGCACUGAGUUCUGUUAUCAUUGCAAACAACUCUGGCACCCGAAUCAGACCUGUGACAAUGCUCGUCAACAGCGAGCUCAAAGUCUCCAGAUUCGCACAAAGCAAACAACAGUACUGAACUAUGGCCAGGAAUCGGGCAAUGGUGAUGAAAUCAAGCCAUGUCCACGAUGUGAAGCCUACAUCAUUAAGAUGAACGAUGGAAGCUGCAAUCACAUGACAUGUGCUGUAUGUGGCUGUGAGUUCUGCUGGCUGUGUAUGAAGGAGAUCUCUGACCUUCAUUACCUCAGCCCUUCUGGUUGCACAUUUUGGGGAAAGAAGCCUUGGAGCAAGAAGAAAAAAAUUCUCUGGCAGCUUGGCACUCUAAUUGGUGCUCCAGUGGGUAUUUCCCUCAUCGCUGGGAUUGCUGUUCCUGCCAUGAUCAUUGGCAUCCCCGUUUAUGUCGGCCGUAAGGUUCACAGUCGUUAUGAUGGAAAAAAGACUUCAAAGCACAAAAGGAAUUUGGCAAUCACUGGUGCAGUUACCUUAUCGGUCAUUGCUUCUCCUGUGAUAGCAGCAGUCAGUGUGGGAAUUGGAGUUCCCAUUAUGCUGGCUUAUGUUUAUGGUGUGGUCCCAGUGUCACUCUGCCGUGGCGGUGGCUGUGGUGUCAGUGCAGCCAAUGGAAAAGGAGUGAAGAUUGAAUUUGAUGAAGAUGAUGGGCCAAUUACAGUUGCUGACGCAUGGCGAGCUCUGAAGAACCCCAGUAUUGGAGACAGUAGUGUUGAAGGAUUGACCAGUGUCCUGAGUACCAGUGGCAGCCCCAUCGAUGGCGUGAGUGUGAUGCAGAGCAACUGCAGUGAGACUGCCAGCUUUGCAGCUUUAUCAGGAAGCACACUGGCUGGAGGGGCACUGUCGGGGAGCAGUGGACAACAUGGCAGGCUGGAAAUUCAAACUGAUAUUCAAAAAAGAAACAAAUUGCAUAAAGAUUCCGUCAGCCUUGGGGCAACCAGUGAUAAUGCCAGCACUAGGGCCAUGGCAGGUUCUAUCAUCAGCUCCUACAACCCACAGGACAGGGAAUGCAACAAUCUGGAAGUGCAAGUUGACAUUGAAAGCAAACCCAGUCACUUAUGUUUUACCAGUGAUAGCAGCAUUGAUGAAUUGCUUCACGUCCACUCUCAAUCAGUGGACGGACUUUGCCAUGAAGAGAAGGACAGUUCUUUCAUGAGUGACAACAGGGAUUGCAACACAUAUGAUGUAACACUUGCUCAACCGGAGAGCAUAAAAAGUGAUGAAAAUAGCACAGACUCUCAGUCAGAUGAUGUGCCUGACAUUAGUUCUGAUGAAUGUGAUUCACCCAGUCCAUUUAAUGGCAGUCAGUUGGAAAUCACAGCUCCAGGUAUCAAGCUCUUAAACAUCGAAAGUUUGGAGUGUGAUGACGAUGAACAAAGGGAAUGUUUUCUUGAGCAAGAUGGAAAGCAAAUGGAAACUGUUGUACGUGACAUCUAAAUCCACCCAAUCAUCACUAAUUCAUCAACCCACAACAUGCACCUUAUUCAGAAUAUUGAAAUGUUAUGUGUCUCAUUCUGUUGUUUUAAAUAUACAAAAUGUUAUUGCAUAUUUGAAUAUCACAUCCUUGAUGCAGUAAAUAAAGAUGUUAAUCACUUACUUUCUUGAUUAAAUUAAUCCGGAAAUCUUUUGCAUGAAUUUAAGCAGAACUGUUUCUCUGCCCAAAAAUAGAUUAUCCCAUAUGGGGGAAAAAAUAUUCAGACUUGUUCUACUCCGCUAAAAAUUGAGCUUUUCUAGGUUGCUGGGUGACCUGUUGGAUUCUAAACAAUCAUUUUUGUGAAGAGAAUACAGUAAAUAGAUUCUUAGUGAUUUGGUAAAGUAGGUGCUGAUCAACAGGCUGUGACAUCCUCAGUACAGUAUAGGGUAAAGUAAAUCCUUAAUCUGGAUUUUCAGAUUACUUCAAAUUUGAUUGUAGAUUGAAACAGUUGAGGUAAAUGCUGCAAAAUCAAUAAACUAGUGUUAACUCUACAAAACCAGAUACUGAAUGUUAUAAUUUCUUGAGAAUAAGCUACACUAAUUCCAUGGCAAAAUGGAAUUAAUGAAGGGAAGCUGUAUUGAUCAUGUAUUUAAGAUAGCUUAUUAAUAUUAAACUCAUUAGCAGAGAUUAUAAUAGUAUUUGGGAACUCUGUGCUUUGCCUUUUACAUUGUCAAUAGGCUAGAGUUUGGAAGAAUAUUCCUGUUUUCCUUUUUUGAUAUUGCAUAAUAGCCUGAAAUGCCUUUCUAAGGAAGCCUAAACUGUUCUGCAGUAUCCUAGGAACCAUCUUACUGCUAAUGAGUUGCAAAGAACCAGAAACUGUAUGUUUUAAUUGACAUAAUUCAAAGUGUCUAAUGAGUUAUUUCAGCAUGGAUUAUUAACUCUAGAUUAGUUAAUAUUGGAAUCAAUUUGCUGUAUCUCAAAUCAGCCAGUUUUAUUUAAAAUACUGUAUGGUUUCUGUUUCCUGUUGAUCUCUGAUGGAUAUUAUAAAGAUAAAAAAUGAAAUGGAUAAAGCUAUCAGACCUUUAAUUUAUGUCUUAGACCAAACACAAUAAUUGUAAAUGUGUUUUCAGAUCUAAAAAUGCUUCUGUGGUCCUUUUAGUGUUUUAAGUUUCCUCUUAAAACCGAGGGUAGGAAGCUGCACACCCUUUGUCUAUUGGUAAAGGUACUCCUGGUGACAUAUGUAACCAUAUCUCCUAGCUCAUUUCAAUUUCCCAAGGUCUAAGCCUAGGAAGCAGUUGUGGCAAUACUUCUACAGCCCCAAAGAGAGAUCUGUGUUCCCCUUCAUGAACUCCUCCAUAUGAAAUUGCAUCUGCCCUGAUCCCAACUAAAUGUAUGUGACUGUCAAAUGAAAAUGCAUUUGACAGCCUGCUCAGUACAGACACUUGCAUUGUCCAAGCUCACACAUAAGUAAUUACUUGAGUGACCUUAAAGGCUGCUGGUGCCUGUGGAGUCGUGUGCCAGCAAGUUAGUGCCUUUAAAAAGGGAGUGGGAAAAAGUCAGGAUAAAUAUUUAAAAAAAAAUACAAUCCCCAGUUGGAAUUUCAUCAUCCAUGGAUGGUCAUUCCCAAAAAAAAUUUAAAACUCUAGGUCUUCAGCACCUUGAUCCUUCUCUGGUGCUGGGAAUGCAUGGUGGUAACAUGAAGUCAAUUAUUAGGCCUUGUCUUAUUUUUGUUUUAAAAGUAUCUUUGUUAUUGCUUCAUGUAAAUAAAGUGAAUUACACUUGA
Molecule: messenger RNA, 4420 nt
Organism: Pristis pectinata (smalltooth sawfish)
Lineage: Eukaryota; Metazoa; Chordata; Chondrichthyes; Rhinopristiformes; Pristidae
Gene: rnf19b
Product: ring finger protein 19B
Exons: 13
Coding region: 576-2660 (694 amino acids)
Biological process (GO): ubiquitin-dependent protein catabolic process; positive regulation of proteasomal ubiquitin-dependent protein catabolic process; protein polyubiquitination
Cellular component (GO): cytoplasm; ubiquitin ligase complex
Molecular function (GO): ubiquitin protein ligase activity; zinc ion binding; ubiquitin conjugating enzyme binding
Source: RefSeq, a predicted model, not a curated record